AUGGAAUAUCUGAAUCGCAAAGUCAAAUCAAACGGACAGAUUGACACCCGUCAAAUGAAUGGCGCGAGUAACGCGAGGAAAAAACUGAGUGAGACCGCAAUGAGCCCGGCACCCCCCGCGCCGCGUGACAAAAACACGAAUCAACCAGAGGUUGGCAAGCAGUCGCUCUCUGGCAGUCGAACGUGCACGUACAGUAUGGAAAGAGAUCGCAUCGGUGUUUGGGGAUCCGGGGAUGGGCAGUCCAACAGCAAACUAUCUGGCCUAGACCGGCUUAAACAUCCCGGACUUAAUAAGGGUAUGGCGUUCUCUAUAGAGGAGCGUCAGGCUAUGGGUAUUCAUGGCCUGUUGCCGCCUAGAGUAAAGACACAAGAGGAGCAAGUACAACUGUGCAAGUUGUCCAUAGAACGAUACGAAGAUCCUCUGAACAAGUACAUCUACCUUAUGGGAUUAUUGGAUCGCAACGAGCACCUGUUCUAUCGUUUCGUCGGUGAGAACGUGUCCCAGAUGAUGCCCAUAGUGUACACGCCGACCGUGGGCCUCGCCUGUCAGAAGUACGGGCUCGUGUACCGCAGGCCUCGCGGGCUGUUCAUCACUAUCAACGACAAGGGAUACGUGUACGACAUACUUAAGAACUGGCCGGAGACAGACGUGCGAGCGAUCGUCGUGACUGACGGUGAACGUAUACUGGGUCUGGGUGACUUGGGAGCGUGCGGGAUGGGUAUACCGGUGGGGAAACUAGCGCUGUACACCGCACUGGCCGGGAUUAAACCACACCAGUGUCUACCCAUCACUAUCGAUGUGGGCACCAACAACCAGACUAUGUUAGACGACCCGCUGUACAUAGGUUUGAGACAGCGGCGUGUCCGCGGCCCGCAGUACGACGAGCUCAUACAGGAGUUCAUGGAGGCUGUGGUCAAAAGAUUCGGACAGAACUGUUUGGUGCAAUUCGAGGACUUUGGUAACGCGAACGCGUUCAGGCUGCUCGAGAAGUACCGCGGGAAAUACUGCACCUUCAACGACGACAUCCAAGGCACGGCGGCCGUGGCUGUGGCGGGUCUGCUGGCGAGUCUGAGGCUCACCGGCAAACGACUCUCGGAUAAUGUGAUUGUGUUUCAAGGAGCGGGGGAGGCGUCUCUCGGUAUCGCGGAGCUGUGUGUGAUGGCGAUGAAGGCGGAGGGUACUCCGGAGCAGGAGGCGCGGGGACGGAUCUACAUGGUGGACUCUAAGGGACUGAUCGUUAAGAACAGGCCCGAGGGUGGACUGAACGAACACAAGGAGAAGUUCGCUAAGGACUGUCCGCCUAUCCGGACGCUGGCUGAGGUCGUGGACACCGUCAAGCCGUCCGUACUCAUCGGCGCGGCGGCCAUCGGCGGCGCGUUCUCUCCGUCCAUCCUGCGCGCGAUGGGCGCCAACAACGAGCGGCCGGUAGUGUUCGCUCUGUCCAACCCCACCAGCAAGGCGGAGUGUACCGCCGAGGAGGCCUACGUCAACACUGAUGAGCGCGCUAUCUUCGCGUCCGGCUCCCCGUUCCCGGACUACCGCACCAAGGACGGGCGCGUGCUCCGUCCAGGACAAGGGAACAACGCGUACAUCUUCCCCGGCCUGGCGCUCGGCAUACUGUGCGCCGGCCUGGUGGACGUGUCCGACGACUUUAUGUUACUGGCCGCUGAGGCUUUGGCGGAGAUCGUAUCACAAGAGGACCUGGACCAGGGCAGUCUGUACCCGCCCUUAGAGCACAUACAGGAGUGCUCCGUCAAGAUCGCUAAGAAGAUUGUGGAACACGCGUACGCUACUGGCAAGGCGUCCGUGCAGCCUCCUCCUCUCAACACGGAGUCCUUCAUCCGUUCACAGAUGUACGACGUCCGCUACGGCCGCGCGCUGCCGCCCGUGUACGACUGGCCUCACGACGCGCCCAAAGUUAAUGUUUUAUAA
Molecule: messenger RNA, 1932 nt
Organism: Danaus chrysippus (African queen)
Lineage: Eukaryota; Metazoa; Arthropoda; Insecta; Lepidoptera; Nymphalidae
Source: the annotation of a GenBank genome assembly